UCCCCAUUCUCCUCUGCAAAGCAUUACUGGGAUUGCAAAUGCGAUGAUGUCAUAGCUUUAGCGAGAGGGUGCGGGAAGCCCAUGAAACUGACCAAAAAAAAAUAAUCUUGCCAGAGAUUUGUCACUGGCUUCAGGGUUUCAUGGAGAUGAUGAAGAGGAUUCUCCUAGAGAGAGUCGUUGGCGGAGUGUGUUAGGGUCACCCCCCCACCCCGGGUUCCAACAGAAAGUGAUGCAUUACAUAUCCACUCACACCAGGGAUCAGGAAACAGGGACAGCCCUUGUGCAAGAUGACACGGUCCCUUAUUACUCCUCUGGGUCAAGAAGUGGUUCCAGAAGAUCUAGAGGUGGCCCAACGGGAGGACACCUGACAAGGAGCAAGCUGGUGCAGAAGUAUCACAAAUCAUCCUAUAAUGGAGGCAACCAGACAAACGAGAAUUUCUCGACCGCACAAGAUAAGUGAAUCCUCCAAGGUGUACAGAUGGGCUGACCACCCCAGUCUAGUUCUUCAGAGUCUGAAUGAGCAGAGACACCAAGGACUUUUCUGUGAUAUUAUUCUGGUGGUGGACGAACAAAGAGUCCCUGCCCACCGGAAUCUCCUAGCUGUUUGCAGUGACUACUUCAACUCCAUGUUCACCAUUGGCAUGCGAGAGGCCUAUCAAAAAGAGGUCGAACUAUUUGGAGCCUCUUACAUUGGUCUCAAAGCUGUGGUGGAUUUCCUAUAUGGCAGUGAGCUGUCCUUAGAUGGUGGCAACAUUGAUUAUGUGCUGGAAACAGCUCACCUGCUGCAGAUCUGGAAGGUGGUUGACUUCUGUUGUGAGUAUCUCGAAAAUGAGGUCAGCGAGGAGAACUACCUGUACCUUCAAGAGCUGGCCUCUAUUUACAACCUGAAACGCCUGGACUCCUACAUCGACUCUUUCAUCCUGCAGAACUUUGGCACACUCUCUUUCACGCCUAACUUCCUGCAGAACAUUUCCAUCCAAAAACUCUGCCAGUAUCUGGGGAGCAGCAACGUGCAGCAGGAAUGUGAGCACGACUUGCUGCAGGCCGCCUUGCAGUGGCUGACACAAUACCCGGAAAGAGAAAACGAGGCUUACCAGGUACUGGACAACAUUCAUUUUCCCUUGAUACCGAAGAGUGACCUCCUCCAUCGAGUCAAGCCUGCUGUCUGCUCUCUUCUCCCGAAGGAAGCAAACUGUGAGGGGUUUAUAGAAGAAGCGGUGAACUAUCAUAAUAACGUCACAGCCCAGCCAGUGCUCCAGAACAAGCGGACGGCUUUGCGUACAAAUGAAGAGAGGCUCCUCUUUGUGGGUGGGGAGGUUUCGGAACGGUGCCUGGAGUUAAGCGAUGAUACCUGCUUCCUGGACACCAAAAAGGGGCAAUGGAUAACAGAAACGCCACUCCCAGCCAGGCGAAGUCACCACUGUGUUGCAGUGCUGGGAGGUUUCAUCUUCAUAGCUGGAGGCAGCUUUUCAAGAGACAAUGGAGGGGAUGCAGCUUCAAAUCUUCUAUAUAGGUAUGAUCCCCGCUGUAACCAGUGGAUAAAGGUUGCCUCCAUGAGACAACGACGCGUAGAUUUCUACCUUGCAGCCAUUACAGAUAUGCUGGUAGCUGUUGGUGGGAGGAAUGAAAAUGGGGCUCUUUCUUCAGCUGAGACCUAUAGCCCUCAAAAAGACGCCUGGUCUUAUAUAGCAGGCUUGCCAAGGUUUACCUAUGGGCAUGCUGGCACUGUCUACAAGGAAUUUGUUUAUAUCUCCGGGGGCCAUGAUUACCAAAUUGGUCCCUAUAGAAAAAAUCUCCUCUGCUAUGAUUACCGCACAGAUGUCUGGGAGGAAAAGCGGCCAAUGAUCACUGCUCGGGGGUGGCACAGCAUGUGCACCUUGGAGGACAAUAUCUAUUCCAUUGGCGGCAGUGAUGACAACAUAGAAACUAUGGCACGCUUUGACAUUCUGAGUGUGGAGUCUUACAGCCCUCAGUGUAACCAGUGGACCAGAGUCUCUCCCUUGUUUCAAGCAAACAGUGAGUCUGGAGUGGCAGUCUGGGAAGGCAAGAUUUAUAUUCUUGGAGGCUAUAGCUGGGAAGACACUGUCUUCUCCAAAACUGUCCAGGUAUAUGACAAGGAGAAAAACAAGUGGUACAGAGGAACUGACCUUCCCAAAGCUAUUGCUGGUGUGUCUGCGUGCGUCUGUGCAUUGAAACCCAGAAAGGAGGACAAAAAGAAAAAGACAAAAACGAAGAAGCAUCAGGAUCGGGGAAGAUGACACAGCUUGGGAACCUUGUAACUAAUCAUCUCUUUCAAAUCUUCAUUUAAAAAAAAAAAGAAAAAGAAAACAGUUUCUGAAACCUUAGAGAACAUGUGGUCGAACAUCUUUGGGUGAGGGUCACGUAAAGGUAACUACUACUACUGAAUGGUGGUGAGGUUGCAAAGGGUGCUAUGCUACCCAUCCUGUACAUUUAGGUGUAGACUGUUACUUCUGUGGUUCUUAGCUUUUACACACUUUUAUAAUAAUAAUAAUAAUAGGUAAAAAUUUUAAAAAAUUGAAAACUUUUUGGCUUAGAAAAUUAAAUGAUGGGGAGGGAAAAGAGGACCAAACAUCGGUUUGACGUUGCAAAGAGAAGUCUAGAGGCAGUUGCUAUUGAAAACUGAUAUGGAUCUUGUUGUAAAUCCUGAUUGUUUUUUUUCAUUAAAUUUUAAUUUACAAUA
Messenger RNA from Chrysemys picta bellii (western painted turtle), 2701 nucleotides. RefSeq names its product kelch like family member 36 (gene KLHL36). Gene Ontology annotation, molecular function: cullin family protein binding. Lineage: Eukaryota; Metazoa; Chordata; Testudines; Emydidae. The record is from RefSeq and is a predicted model, not a curated record.